Porites evermanni is the source of this 1801-nucleotide messenger RNA. Lineage: Eukaryota; Metazoa; Cnidaria; Anthozoa; Scleractinia; Poritidae. The record is from the annotation of a GenBank genome assembly.
AUGAAAAGUGCUUCUUUACACUUAGGCGAUGAAAACAAGAGAAAAGACAAAAAAGCAGGGGUAGAAAAUCCGAGGAAGACUUGUGCACAGUGCUGCAAAAGCAUCGAAGGAAAGUUUUUACUGAGAGCGUUAGAUCAGUUUUGGCAUGAAGAAUGUUUGAAAUGCUCGUACUGCAGCACACAGCUUACAGAACUAAGCUUCAAGUUUUACUUCAAAGGAGACUUAAUCCUGUGUAAACGAGAUUAUAUCAGGUAAGGAUUCCCAUCUGUGUUAACGUAAUAUUUAACACUGGCAAGAAGCUAUUGUAGGGUUAUCGAUGUUUCCACUCAAUUAAGGUAUGCAAGUACAGUUUGCUGCCCGGGCUGCGUCUAUACCAGAAGGUUUGACGUCACUUAACAUUGGCAUGCUGAGCAUGCUGAGCCAACUAAGCAGAAAGAAUUAAAAAAUUAUUACAAUUACCAGGCUUCAGUAAUCUUUUUUACUUGUUGCUGCCCUUAUCAGAAAAACGAGAUAUCUCACGUUGAACGCUUUAUUGUAAACUUAACGCCCAGUGGUAAAAAAAAUGAAUAGAAUGAGGUAUUAAUCGAAUAUUUUCUCUUUUUUGCAUACUUUUCGUGAAGUCUGGCUGAAUCUUGUUAAAAAGCAAAAUCGAUAUCUAUUAGAUUAGGAGAUUUCUAAGACGGAAAACAGCUCUCAGCAGAAUACGUCAACGGGCGGGAUUAGGAGCUCAAUGUCUGGACAAUGAUUUACACAGACAAAAAAUACUGACAUUGAGGUUUGUACUUCUCAGCUAAGGCAUCUUGUUUUGUAGACGGGAGGAACUUCCAUUUACAAGUAGAAGAUAAAGAGCAAAAAUUUCUUUAGUUUAUUGUCUCUUAAUUUUUUGCCAAUUGUAUAUAGAGAAUACCGCACGUUUGGAUAAACCUGGAAGGCACUUUUUAAAACUUAAUUUAAGACCGCGGAAACGUCUUUUUGCAAUUUCUCCGCAUCAUCCUCGCACUAGAUCUCUCACUACUAAAACAUUUCUUUUUAAAAUACGUUUUAAUUUACCAUAUUUGCAUUAACCGAAAGUUUUUAUCGUGUCUUGUUCUUUAGUGGCCAGUCACUCCAUAAUUAGUUGUAACUUGUUUCUUUGUUGCCUGUUAGUUUGCAAAAUUAAAGCACUUACCUGAAUUUUCAGAUGUUGAUCUAGCGCCAUUCACAUAACGCCAAAGGGUGUAGCAAUGUUCAUGAAUGUUAAUACUUUAAGAAGGCUGUUGUUGUUAUAAAUAUAGUUAAUUGAAGUGGAAUGGUUGGGAAACUCUUUCUUAUAGGUUUUUGUUAGCUUUUUUGGACCUGACCGUGCACAACGUUCAAUAGCAUUCCUAUCAUUUUGAACUUACUGACCAAUAGAAACAUUGCAUUAAUUUAUUCAGUCACUUUGUGAACAAAACUAAAGGAUUGUGCACGAACAGGGAACUUCCGAAAUAACCUACAGCACCAUUGUUUUCAACUUUGAUGUUUGCAGGGUUUCCUAACCAGUCUCCUCUGCUAAGUAUGUAUUAAAUAAGAUUUUUGUCCUUCCUACAGGCUAUUUGGUGCUACUGGGAUUUGCUCUCAAUGUUUUAAACAAAUACCACCGCUGGAUAUGGUAAUGCGGGCUCGUGAGCAUAUCUACCACCUGGACUGCUUUGCUUGUCAAGUUUGCCACUACAGGUUCUGCGUGGGUGACAAGUUUUACCUCCAUUAUAACUCGGUUCUCUGUGAAGAUCAUUACUACGACACCAAUAAUCAUUUCUACCGAACACCUUUCUUCACGUGA